AUGGAGGUUGUUGAAGCAUCUACUCGUAGUCUUGACAAUUCCUCUGAGACGCCAAGUGGAGGGAGGCUUCUCAAGAUAGAACCUUCGGAACUGAGAUUUACCUUUGAGCCAAAGAAGCAGAUAUCUUGCUGUCUUCACUUGUCUAAUUUGAUGAAUAGCCCUGUUGCUUUCAAGGUUUUAACGACCAAUAAGACUGUCUAUGUUGUCCGCCCAAACACUGGAAUUAUUUUGCCAGGGACAACAUGUGGUAUCACAGUUACAAUGCAAGCUCAGAAUAAGCCCUGCACAGCCAAGCAAUGCGAGGACAAAUUUAAGAUUCAAAGUGUCCUUGUCAGCGCAUGUGCAGACUUAAACCACAUCACCAAGAAUGUGUUUGAUAAGGAGGAAGGGUUUUCUAUUGAAGAAUACAAAUUGCCAGUUGUUUACCUGUCCACAGCUCUACCACUUUCGCUGGAGUCUGAGCAAGCCAACACAUUGCUAACAGAUGGCACACAUUUGAAUUCUUCUCAGGGUAAAAAGAUGAGCACAAUGGAGAUGCCUGAUGUCAUCAAAUUUCCUUUUGAGGCGAAUAAGCAGAUUUCCAGUUCUCUCCAAUUUUCAAAUACGACUGCAAAUUAUGUUGCUUUCAAGGUCAUGACCACAAACCCGAAGAACUACAGUGCUCGACCAAUCCGAGGUGUUAUGGUUCCUCAAUCUACAUUUAGUAUCACAGUGACAAUGCAAGCUCAGAAAGCUCCUCCGAAUGCACCAAGCAAGGACAAGUUUCUCAUUCGAAGUGCAGUUGUUAGUCCCAGUACCACGGAAAAAGACAUCAACUGGGACCUGUUCGGCGAGGACGGACUGGUUAAGGACCAUAAACUGAGAGCGAUUCAUACUCUGUCACCCAAAGCAGCAAUUCCAGUUGCAGAGGGGUCAGAAGAAUUUUCCUCAGAAAGGGUGUUGCUGAUGCAAGAUGACAGUUCGAAUAAUUCUCAGGAAAUCCCAUGGCAUGAUGGCGAGACAAUUAUGGGUACUCCAUCUAUUUUUGGCAGGAUUUCUGACUUUUUGGGGUUGACUUCCAGGCCCAGGUCUUAUGAUCAGUACAAAAAGUUAGUGUGAUGAAGCUGAUGGAUGAUUCAUUGGGAGGAAUGGAAGAACUUUUGGUCAAUGCUCUGUCCCUUCUUUCAUUUUUUUGAAUGCAAUAUUAUAGGAUAAAUUGGAUUACAACACUCUCCAUUUGUACAGAAUGUUAACCAUAGGAUGCAGUAUGUGUACGGUUACUUACACAAAUGUUACUUAUGAUAAGUGAAAAGGUAUUUUACACCAAA
Molecule: messenger RNA, 1307 nt
Organism: Coffea arabica (coffee)
Lineage: Eukaryota; Viridiplantae; Streptophyta; Magnoliopsida; Gentianales; Rubiaceae
Source: RefSeq, a predicted model, not a curated record